UUGUCCAUGCACUCCCAUUGAGAUAUCACGUAGGCAUUUCGGACAACAGGAGUGAAUAAAAGGACGAUCAGAUGUUGACCUCUCGGGCUCUCGUGCGCGGGUUCAAGAUUGGGUUUUGGAGACCACUUUCAUCAACCUGUAGUGUGCAGGCUGUUCAUGGAAAAGAUGUCAGCGCCGAUGUGCUUGACUGCUCUGCGCCACAGUACUACAAUCGUCUGGACACACCUCUUCCUGACAUUCCGUUCGUUAGGAACCUGAACUCUGAGCAGAAGCAGCUCAAGGAGAAGGAGAAGGGGCCAUGGACCAAACUCACCAGGGAGGACAAAAUUGCAUUGUACCGUCUGACCCAUGAGCUGAGCUACCCUGAGAUGAGGAAAGGGUCCGAUGAGUGGAAGUCUGUGGUCGGAGGAGUCUUCAUCUUCCUUGGUUUUUCUGGCUUGCUGGUCUGGUGGCAGAGGGUCUUCGUGUAUGGCGAUGUUCCUCACACUCUGUCUGAGGAGUGGGUGGCGAAACAGACUCAGAGGAUGCUUGACAUGAAGGUGAACCCCGUCGAGGGAUUCUCUUAUCACUGGGACUACGUUAAGAAGCAGUGGAAAUGAGAACGUGCGGACGUGUUGUGUUGGGUCAAAAAUAUAAAUGACCGAUUUUUCUUGGUACGGCCGGAUGGAAAUUGAAAGGUAAUUUUCUGAUUGCGCUGACGUAUGCAGACCUUCACUGUGAAUAGUGUCCGCGAACUCUGGAAUAUAUGCUUUCAAUUUUUACCAAGCCAUACUAUUGAUCAUACACAGUAUGCUUUGAAUCGAGAUUACAUUAAUUCUAUAAACCUAA
This is a messenger RNA of Esox lucius (northern pike), 828 nucleotides long. RefSeq names its product cytochrome c oxidase subunit 4 isoform 1, mitochondrial-like. NCBI's taxonomy places the organism in Eukaryota, Metazoa, Chordata, Actinopteri, Esociformes, Esocidae. The record is from RefSeq and is marked provisional. Gene Ontology annotation, biological process: mitochondrial electron transport, cytochrome c to oxygen.